GCGAGUCCUGGCAACCGUCUCACUUCGUGGCCGUCAGGGAAGGCGCAGGGCGUCAGGCAUCUCUCCUCUGGUCGGCUGUUUCACCAGUGCCCGCAGGCGAGAUAAGGCAUCAGCCUGUCACAGCUACCACUUAUCACCAGCAAGCAACUGCUCGCUCGGCCGUCCUCCCAGCACCGUGCCCUACUGGGCCUGCUCACCCACAGUCCCGCUCCUGUUCUCCUCGUAGAGGUGCACAGUCCAUCCACGGCGUCCGACCCUUUCUUAGUGUCCACCGUGUUACGUUUUCCCCCUGUGCAUGUCUUUAUUCUUAGUUAUAAGAAUGUCCAAUGUGCUCGCCUGGGAUGUGGGGCUGGUGGGGGCGUGGUUCCCUACUUUCAUGCUGGUUCUGUUUACGACCCUCCUCGUCCUCAGAGUUUUUCAAGGGCGACCCAAGAACUUUCCUCCUGGAAUGAUGAUCCUUCCCGUGGUGGGUUCCCUCCUGUCCAUGCCGUUCGGGCCCAGCGUGGAGAUGCUGCGUGGCCUGAGGAAGAAAUACGGUGAUGUAGCAAGCUUUGCAAUAUUCGGCAACAGGGUGGUGAUGGUGAGCGGCCCCAAGCUCAUCAAGGAGACCUUUAGUCGCAAGAACACUGCCGACCAUCCUGAUUUCAUGUUCGGCAGUGGCAAGAACAUCAUACUUACGAACGGCCGCACACCUAAUAUCGGUAUUAUAGCAACGAAUGGACAGUUGUGGCAGGAGCAGCAGAGAUUCUUCCUACGCCAUCUCAGCGGCUUGGGCUUCGGCAAAAGUAGUUUCGAGUCCCUCACUACUGAUGAGAUCGCAGAGUUCAUUGAUGUCCUGGUGAAGGAAGGAGGUCGCCCCAUAGAAAUGAGUCAUCUGUUUCACCGCUCAGUCAUCAAUGUACUGUGGACACUGGUCAUGGGGAAGCGCUACCCGUACAGCCACGCCAGGUUUAACGAAAUGGUGAAGGACUUCUUUGUACCAGCUGAUUUCAAUCCUCUCUCCCCCGACCAACACAUUCCACACAUAUUUAAAGUAAUAGAGUACAUUCCCACUCACAGAAACGGCCUCAAGAGCCUCAAGAAGAUGUGCUCUUUUAUCAAGGAGGAGAUCAAGGAGUUCAUGACCAACGAAGAACUCAAGAAUGGCGAUAACUUCACAGCACUUUACCUGAAGGAGAUUGAGAAGAAAGAGAAUCCCAACUUCACCCUGGACAUGAUGGAAGGUGUGAUCGUUGACAUGUUCAUGGCUGGCAUGGAAACCACCUCGAGCACCCUCACAACAGCUAUGUACCUGUUGGGCAAACACCCGCAUGUGCAGAGCCGCGUGCACGAAGAGCUGGAUGAGGUCGUCGGCAAGGAACGCCGUCCUUCCUUCUACGACAUGGAAUCGUUGCCUUACGUAAAGGCCACCAUUCAAGAGGUGCAAAGAACAUUCAACUUGCCUAAGUUUUCUCUCCCACAUAUUACCAACAAGGACUGCAAGAUUGGCGGCUACGACAUACCCAAAGGAACCUGGCUGCUGACCAACCUGGACGACUCCCACAAAAGUCCUGAGUACUGGAAGAACAGUAAUGAGUUCGAUCCUCAGAAUUUCCUUGAUGAAAAUGGAAAGUACAAGUGGAAUAACGCCUUCAUGCCCUUCGGAACAGGUAAGCGGAUAUGUACUGGGGAACAAGUGGCCAAACAAACCCUCUUCCUGUUCUUCACUCACGUGAUGCAAAAGUUCAACGUCACGUUUGUCAAGGAGCACAGCCCUAUCGACGAUACCAGUCCAUUAUUCACCAGCCCACCACGAUAUACUGCUAGUUUUACGUGCCGUUCAACUUGUGACUAAGAGUCUAGCACAGACCCUGCACCUUAUUAUGUCACACUGUUCUCUUCAUUGGGCUUCUCCGGUCACAGUCUUAUUUCUGCAUCCUUGCCUAUGGCUCCAGUACUCCCUCUGGAUGCAUCAGAGCGAAGGUGCUUUUGGCACUCCAGAUCAGCAAGAUGAGAGGAACUUAUUUUCUUUUUUUGUGCCUUUGUCAAGAUUCCUUAGAUCAUAAAAAUGCACAAUAAGUAAAAAAAAAAAAAAUAAUAAUAAUAAUAAUAAUAAGGGUGAUAAUGAUGAUAAUAAUAAUAAUAAUAAUAAUAAUAAUAAUAAUAAUAAUAAUAAUAAUAAUAAUAAUAAUAAUGAGGGUGAUAAUAAUAAUAAUAAUAAUAAUAAUAAUAAUAAUAAUAAUAAUAAUAAUAAUAAUAAUAAUAAUAAUAAUAAUGGGGAUGAUAAUAAUAAUAAUAAUAAUAAUAAUAAUAAUAAUAAUAAUAAUAUAGAGGUAUUCAGUGUAUGUAGAUAGAUUGACUAUUAUCAAAUUAUCAUUAAAAGAUUACAUUGUACAUGAUGUAACAGUAUAUCAGCUAUAGUGAUGUGUAUAUUACAAGUUAAAGAGUUUAAAAUAAAUAGCACAUGAUGGAUCGCCAACCACUCGGAGUUGUCACGUGCUGCACGGAAUGCUUCUUGCCACAUCAGAACAACGCAGGCCACCGCUGAGGAAAAUAUGAGCAUUCUUUGUUUACUGUCUGUCUGCACAGAUGGUUAACAACAACUGUGAAGUAAGAGCCAUACACAGGAAACUGUUAAUUAAUAAGAAUGUAUUGGGAGUCAUUAGCAGAAAUGCUUCCUGUUCGCUCAUCUUGAUGUAGAUUCUCUUGUUGAGAGGUUUACAUGAAACCCUCACAACUCUGGAGUCAAGAGUGACUUCACCAAUAUAUUACUAAGUUUCGUGGCUUUGUCCCUAUAUUUGUUCGCAUGUCCACACUUCCUUUUUCAUCUUAGAUCACUACUCUAGGCGACUCUAGUUAUUCCUAAGUUCGAAAUAUACAGUGUGAACAAUAUAAAUAGUUGCUAAAUAAACAGCAUAUAUUAGUAA
Molecule: messenger RNA, 2906 nt
Organism: Scylla paramamosain (green mud crab)
Lineage: Eukaryota; Metazoa; Arthropoda; Malacostraca; Decapoda; Portunidae
Product: cytochrome P450 2C15-like
Exons: 11
Coding region: 296-1834 (512 amino acids)
Biological process (GO): xenobiotic metabolic process
Cellular component (GO): cytoplasm; intracellular membrane-bounded organelle
Molecular function (GO): heme binding; iron ion binding; oxidoreductase activity, acting on paired donors, with incorporation or reduction of molecular oxygen, reduced flavin or flavoprotein as one donor, and incorporation of one atom of oxygen
Source: RefSeq, a predicted model, not a curated record